Molecule: messenger RNA, 3206 nt
Organism: Capra hircus (goat)
Lineage: Eukaryota; Metazoa; Chordata; Mammalia; Artiodactyla; Bovidae
Gene: GJA1
Product: gap junction protein alpha 1
Exons: 3
Coding region: 318-1466 (382 amino acids)
Biological process (GO): heart development; cell-cell signaling
Cellular component (GO): connexin complex
Molecular function (GO): transmembrane transporter activity
Source: RefSeq, a predicted model, not a curated record
GCUCCAAGUAAGAAAAAAGCUUUUACGAGGUAUCAGCACUUUUCUUUCAUUAGGGGGAAGGAGUGAGGAAAGUACCAAACAGCAGCAGACUUUUAAACUUUAAAUAGACAGGUCUGAGUGCCUGGGCUUGCUUUUUCAUCUUACUUCAUCCUCUGAGGAGUUCAAUCACUUGGCUUGCCUACUUCACUUCUUUUAAGAGAAAGAGUGUCAUCUCCUUGGAUGGAGUUCCUCACUCCUCAGCUCCCAGCUCAUGUCGUUGUUCUGUGGAGGCUGAUGUAGAUUGACUGUGUGAUGAAAAAAGGCAGUACCCAGGCAACAUGGGUGACUGGAGUGCCUUAGGCAAACUCCUUGACAAGGUUCAAGCCUAUUCCACCGCUGGAGGGAAGGUGUGGCUGUCAGUCCUUUUCAUUUUCCGAAUCCUGCUACUGGGGACAGCCGUUGAGUCAGCCUGGGGUGAUGAGCAGUCUGCCUUUCGUUGUAACACUCAACAACCUGGUUGUGAAAACGUCUGCUAUGACAAAUCCUUCCCAAUCUCUCAUGUGCGCUUCUGGGUCCUGCAGAUCAUAUUUGUGUCUGUCCCCACACUCUUAUACCUGGCUCAUGUGUUCUACGUGAUGCGAAAGGAAGAGAAACUGAACAAGAAAGAGGAGGAACUCAAAGUUGCCCAAACUGAUGGUGCCAAUGUGGACAUGCACUUGAAGCAGAUUGAAAUUAAGAAGUUCAAGUAUGGCAUUGAAGAGCACGGCAAGGUGAAGAUGCGAGGGGGCUUGCUGAGAACCUACAUCAUCAGUAUCCUCUUCAAGUCUGUCUUCGAGGUGGCCUUCUUGCUGAUCCAGUGGUACAUCUAUGGAUUCAGCUUGAGUGCCGUUUACACUUGCAAAAGAGAUCCCUGCCCGCAUCAGGUGGACUGUUUCCUUUCUCGGCCCACGGAGAAGACCAUCUUCAUCAUCUUCAUGCUUGUCGUGUCGUUGGUGUCUCUUGCCUUGAACAUCAUCGAACUCUUCUAUGUCUUCUUCAAGGGUGUUAAGGAUCGUGUGAAGGGAAAGAGCGAUCCUUACCACACUACCGCUGGCCCACUGAGCCCCUCCAAAGACUGUGGAUCUCCAAAAUAUGCUUAUUUCAAUGGCUGCUCCUCCCCAACCGCUCCUCUCUCGCCCAUGUCUCCUCCCGGGUACAAGCUGGUCACCGGAGACAGAAACAACUCUUCCUGCCGCAAUUACAACAAACAAGCCAGUGAGCAAAACUGGGCCAAUUACAGCGCAGAACAAAAUCGAAUGGGGCAGGCAGGCAGCACCAUCUCUAACUCCCACGCACAGCCUUUUGAUUUCCCAGAUGACCACCAGAAUUCUAAAAAACUUGAUGCUGGCCACGAACUACAGCCUCUAGCCAUUGUGGACCAGCGGCCUUCCAGCAGAGCCAGCAGUCGCGCCAGCAGCCGACCCCGGCCUGAUGACCUGGAGAUCUAGGUCCAAUCGAGAUCCCACUCAGUUGUGGAGAAGAAACAGGUGCUAUAAAAAAUGCACCUUAGGUGUUCAUUUUGUUCCAUUGGAGGUGGUACUCAACAGCCUUGUCAUGAGGCUUAGGAAACACAAAGACAUUAGAAUACCUGGUUCAUUGGGGGUGUUAGGGAUAGGCGGGUGGAGAGGGAGGGGAUGAGGGAGGUACAUGUUGGUAUUUAAUGUAGUUGAUUCAAAAAGCUUAAGUUCUAAGUAAAGGUUGCAUUAGGUGGUCCAUAGGUAACAGCUUUUUCUUUCCCACACACCCCUAAGAAUAGUUCUGUGUAUGUGAAAGAGUCAGUGAUAUUUUUGGUUAAAUAUGUUUUUGUUCUACCAAGAAACUGAAAUAAGUUUGACCAGGAGAAAAUACUUUCUGAACAUUUUACUUACCUUUAUCAAGAAAAAGACAGAGGAUUGUCUUUAUGUCCCUGCUAAAAACAUUCCAUUGUUAAAAUUUGCACUUUGAAGGUAAGCUUUGUAGGCCUGACCCUCCAGGUGUCAAUGAACUUGAGCUACUAGAUUUUUUAUUCGUGGUAUCAGUUAAGAGUUCAGACAAGGCCCACAAAAGAAGACUUUCCAUGCAUUUGCAAAUCUCAGCUGGUUCUGUACAUUCUUUUUUUACAUUCACUUGCAUAUAGUAUUACCAUCACUUUGCAUCAUUCCUCAACUACUAUUCAUAUUCGUUUAAUGAUUUCUGUAAACAUUUUAAAAGCAGUUGGGAUAUCACUUAAACAUUUUUUGAGUUAGAGUCAGGGAAGCAAGCCAUGCUCAAUAUUUAACAGUCACUUGUCUGUGAAUGUGUGUGGAAGAGUGUGUUUUAUUUGUCAUGUAUUGGUACAAGUAGAUGCAGUACAAACUCACAAACACAGAUUUGAAAAUAAUGCACACGUGGUGUUCAAAUUUGAACCUUUCUCAUGGAUUUUGUGGUGUGGGCCAAUAUGGUGUUUACAUUAUAUAAUUCCUGCUGUGCAAAUAAAGCACAUUUUUUUUUUCCCUAAAAUGUUUUUUCUCCAUGUAUCCUAUUAAGGAUACUGUUUUUUUUUUUUUUAAUUUAGAUUCUUUUUUUUCUCUUUUUUCUUUUUUUUUUUAGAAUAUAGCAGUAAUGUUAUUGCUGAAAUGAAUGAUUUUCUCUUUCUGAAAUAUAAUCAUUGAUGCUUGAAUGAUAGAAUUUUAGUACUGUAAACAGGCUUUAGUAAUUAAUGUGAGAGACUUAGAAGAAAUGCUUAGAGUGGACUAUUAAGUGUGCCUAAAUGAAUUUUGCAGUAACUGGUAUUCUUGGUUUUGUCCUACUUAAUACACAUUAAUUCAGAACUUGUAUUCUAUUUUGAGUUUGACAGUCUAUUGGAGUAACCAGCAACAUUGAUGUUUGCACUAAGAUUUUAUUUGGAAUGCAAGAGAGGUUGAAAGAGGUUUCAGUAGUGCACAUGUAACUAAUUUAUUUGAAAUCUAUCCUAAAGAAAUCUACCAGUUUCUUCAAAUGCUUUUUAAAAAUUCAUCACAGAUGAUUAGUGAAAAUACAAAAUAUUGUACUUUUCUUGUUGCUUGUCAGCUACAUGAAGAGUUACAAUGAGAAAUGCUAAUUUGUUUGACAUUCCAUGUUAAACUAUUGUCAUGUUCAGCUUCAUUGCAUGUAAUGUAGACCUAGUCCAUCGAUCAUGUGUUCUGGAGAGUGUUCUUUAUUCAAUAAAGUUUUAAUUUAGUAUAAAGAUA